Patiria miniata (bat star) is the source of this 1716-nucleotide messenger RNA. RefSeq lists its product as uncharacterized. The coding region runs from base 436 to 1659 and encodes 407 amino acids. NCBI's taxonomy places the organism in Eukaryota, Metazoa, Echinodermata, Asteroidea, Valvatida, Asterinidae. The transcript is spliced from 2 exons. The record is from RefSeq and is a predicted model, not a curated record.
AACUGCCUGCUUGUGUGCUUUCUCCUGCGCAUGCGUGGUGCACGAGUACUGAGUUGUUGUAUUCCUCCAGCGCCGGCUUGUGUGUGACUGUACCUGAGGGUGUCGGUGAUUCUUCGUGUUAGAACCAGAUGUGUACAGUGAAGAGAAAUCCCUCCUCUUGUAACUGAUGCCAACUGGAACUGCGUGGAGGAGUGGGCGCAUAAAAGGAAACUCCGGGAGCAAGUGGGAGACAUUCACACUCGCGAAGCCCGUCAUAUUCAGUAGGCCAACCGUUACCUAACCUGUUUACAUCGGCACAGUGUACCUCGAGAUCUUGAGCAAUCGUGAAGUGGAUGCGAGAUACCGCGCCGCGACAAGAAGCAACUCGGAGAUUGUGGAGCUAUAACUCCAGGGACACUUCUUCGGUUUUCUGGUUGAAUUUCUGGGCGGACUAAGAUGCCGGGAGUUGGGAGGAAAACGCCGCAGGUUCUGCGCACGUGGCUGUUGUUUGGCGCUGUCUGCUUGGCGUUCGUGUCGUCGUGCCGGGCGGAAUCUAACGAAGUGGAGGGGAUGACUGAAGAGUUAAAAGAACUCUCCAUUGAGGAGCUUAAGGAGGAUCUCAUCGAUGAGUUACUGCAAGACCUGGUCAACAGUGCUCAGAGGAUGAUCAGAGGAAGUCCAAACGGCAACUUGGUCCAUCUGGUGUCUGGGUGGCAAUCACCGCGCCAAAAGAAAGGCUUCUUUGGAGCCAAUCAAAUGACCAACGUGAAGAGUGGCUUUCACAAGAAGAGCGCCGCCGACGACAGCGAUCUGUGGGGUGCGUACGUUGAGGACAAGAGGGGGCGCACUACCUUCGACAACCAGUUGACCAGCCUGAACAGCGGCUUCCAUAAAAGAAGCGACGGCGAGUCAGGUCUUUUUGAAGAGGACAAAAGAGGGCGUAGUUCAUUUUCAGGUGCCAGCCAUCUGACCAACAUCAACAGCGGCUUCACUAAAAGGGAGAACGAUGAAGCAGCACAAGAGGAGGCGGUCAAGCGAGGACGAUCUUCGUUCAACAACCAACUUACCCACCUUGCCAGCGGCUUUGCCAAGAGGAAUGACGAAGAAGCGGGCCUUUUCGAAGAGAACAAAAGAGGGCGCUCUGCAUUCUCGGGUGCCAGUCACUUGGUCAAUAUCGGCAGUGGCUUCAAAAGAGGUGGCGACGAAGCAGCACAAGAGGAGGUGGUCAAGCGAGGACGAUCUUCGUUCAACAACCAACUUACCCACCUUGCCAGCGGCUUUGCCAAGAGGAAUGACGAAGAAGCGGGCCUUUUCGAAGAGAACAAAAGAGGGCGCUCUGCAUUCUCGGGUGCCAGUCACUUGGUCAAUAUCGGCAGUGGCUUCAAAAGAGGCGGCGACGAAGGGGCUUGGCAAGAUAGUCCCGAUAAGAGAGGGCGCUCGGCCUUUUCGGGUGCCAGCCAACUGAACCAUCUUGACAGCGGGUUCAAAAGAGGCGGCGACGAGGGGCACUGGGAAGAGAACAAGGACAAGAGAGGGCGUUCUGCAUUUUCGGGCGCACGAUCACUGACCAAAGUCGGUAGUGGCUUUAAGCGAGAUGGGAAUUUCAAUACGGGGCCCAUGGUACAUAUACCCAGUGGGUUCGUUGAGAAGAGAUCAGUCAAGACGCCAGGAGCAUUGUAGUCAGUGAGCUAUUGCAUCAUCAGUUAAAUAAAUUACGAACUUGAUUAGAGACAAACA